AUGUCAUGUAUUCUGGCUUUUCUUCUUUGCGUUUCUUUUUUUUCUUUUUUUUCCCCGUCUAUUUGUCACGCGUACAUGUCCGUUGAGGGGGAAAGGGGUGAAUUGUUCUCUCUCUCUCUCUCUCUCUCUGAGCACUCACACUCACACGCCACCAUCUUCUGUGAGGAACUCAUGAAAAGCACGAACGGAGCGUCUUCCAAUAAGCCCGGGGCAGACAUGCAACAGAAAAAUACGCCCGAGAAGCCAAAGAGGGAGGCGAGCGGCAGCCGAAAAGGUGCCUCCCCGCCAUUGUCCGUUAUUUUUGUAAUGCUUCAAAUUGUUUUUUGUGUCAGUGGUAUUUAUGUUUGUUUUGGCCUUUGGUCCAUUAAACAGGAGCGCGUCGUAACGAAGCCAUACCGUGCGGUAAGGGCGGAUGGAGAACAUGCCGAAAUGGCGAAGCUGUCCACUGUCUUUGUACUUGGACUUGUUCAGGCCAUUGCUGGGACGCUCGUUGGGGCUUUGCUGUUGCUUGUAGAAAAAAUGUAUUCCAUGUAUGUUGCGCACUCGGCGGGGACGGGAUCGGUAGGAAAGAUGUCCAAAGCGGGGCGCCUUGCCGCAUUCCGCAUGACGGCAGUAAUGGGGUUUACGAACGCGUUCGGAUCCAGUUUGAGCUAUGCGGCGAUGCGACGUCUGCCGUAUCCCGUUGUGCUUGCCACGAAAAUGUCAAAGAUGGUUCCUGUCAUGUUGGUUGGUUUUUUUUGGCACGGCACGCGUUAUUCUUUCAGUAAAUGUGCAGCUUGCGCCAUAACCACAGGUGGUGUAUUUUGUUUUUAUUUGCUGGGGGAGAAGCAUUCUCGGCACGAGGAGACACAGCAGCAUGAUGGCGCGGCGCUAAGCUCUUGGUUGGGAUUUUUACUGCUGUUUUUUAGCCUACUCACGGAUGGAUUUACGAAUUCCACGCAGGAUGUACUCGUCAAGCGGCUGGGAUGGGGGGGCAAUCGGCUUAUGUUUUAUACCAAUCUUGCGACCGGCACGUGGCUGUUGCUCGUGCUCCUUGCAUUGGAGGCACUACACCCACUGGCUGUUGUGAUCCUCGAGGCGGAGGAGCUGACAAGCACGGCUCUCUCCAGUACCUCGGCGAUCGCCUCCGCCCUUUUAUCCCUCGACACCGGCCUCCGCUGGUAUCUUCGCGAGGUCGCCCCGCUGAAGGAUCUCUCGCGCACAUGGCACUUCUUCCAACGCUACCCGGAGGCCCUAAAGGAUGUUUUGGAGAUGAGUUUCCUAAACGCGACCGGGCAGGUUUUUAUCUUCCGCGUCAUCUCAUUUUUUGGUUCCCUGACACUGACCGCCAUAACGCUGCUGCGCAAGUCCGGGAGCGUGUUGCUGUCUGUUGUGGUCCACGGCCACCAGGUGGCGAUUGGGCAGUGGAUAGCACUCCUCGUGGCAUUCGCAGGGGUCGUGUGGGAGGCUCUCAUGCAUGUGCGGAAGGCCCCUUCAGCGCGGCGGUCUUCCCCCGGGGCGGGGAAUAAAAAGCCCGCGGGGAGUCAUGGCAAGGAGGAAAGCGACAUGCCUGCACCGGCAUCUGCUACGCAGGGGAACACCACACGGAGAAGAGGUCGCGAGAAGAAUGCAAAGGCAGAGGCGUGA
Messenger RNA from Trypanosoma cruzi, 1626 nucleotides. RefSeq lists its product as uncharacterized. NCBI's taxonomy places the organism in Eukaryota, Euglenozoa, Kinetoplastea, Trypanosomatida, Trypanosomatidae. Gene Ontology annotation, molecular function: UDP-glucose transmembrane transporter activity; UDP-galactose transmembrane transporter activity. Gene Ontology annotation, biological process: UDP-galactose transmembrane transport. The record is from RefSeq and is a predicted model, not a curated record. Gene Ontology annotation, cellular component: endoplasmic reticulum membrane; Golgi membrane. Bases 1 to 1626 code for a protein of 541 amino acids. The transcript has a single exon.